Molecule: messenger RNA, 682 nt
Organism: Miniopterus natalensis
Lineage: Eukaryota; Metazoa; Chordata; Mammalia; Chiroptera; Miniopteridae
Source: RefSeq, a predicted model, not a curated record
CGCACCGGACACUUUGAGUCAGGGGAUUGUUGCGUCUGGCGCCCGCUCUCAAAAAGGUCAAUGUCAAGAUCCACCGAAAUUCCAUUCUAUGAAACCCAAGGGGACACCUGCACCCCCUUAUAAUAUUGGGGUUGAAAUAGACUAUGAGUGUCUCCCAGGAUAUGUGCCUAAGGAUCCUCCUCUUCCCACCAAUGUUGUUUGUCAGAAGAAUUCCACCUGGACACACAUCAUGGAAGCUUGUACAACAAAUGAAUGUGAAGACCCACCGAAAUUCCAUUCUAUGCUACCCAAGGGUAAUAUUACACCCCCUUAUAAUAUUGGGGUUGAAAUAGACUAUGAGUGUCUCCCAGGAUAUAUUCCUAAGGAUCCUCCUCUUCCGACCCGUAUUGUUUGUCACAAGAAUGCUACCUGGACAAAGAUCAUGGAGGCAUGCACAAGUAAGUACCCAAAACUUUUAUUUUUAUUACUCUAAAGUUUUUCACACAUUGUACAAUGUAGAUUGCACUGUUACAGUGAUGGUUUCCUCAGGUGGAUGUAGAUUUUUAAUAGCCAUGUAUUUUUUCAGGCUUUGAAAUUCUCCAGGAAAUUUUUUAUUAGACUAUUGUUAUUUUGGGCUAAUGUGAAUCUUAAGUUUGGCCAUUAGUGACAACAUGGAUGGCCCUUGAGAGUAGCAUGCUCAGCA